AUGUUCACCGUCAAGAGCGCCGCCGCCUUCGCGGCCGCCUGCCUCCUCUCCCUGGCCUCCGCCUCGCCGGUCGAUAUCCGUGCUCCUCACGAUAUCGCCCCCGUCUUGGCGGCGCGUGCCAACUGCAAGCUCAACUACCUCGGCGCCUGCAUGCCCACCGUCGCCGUCGGGGCCGUCAACUUUGGCUCCAUGUGCGGCGGAGGCGCCGGCCUGCCGUCGGCCACCGUCACCACGUCCCCGCCCGCCGUCACCUCGCCGCCCACCGUCACCACGUCCACGGUGAGGACGUCCACCUCGACGGCCCCCAAGCUGUGCACCACCACCUCGGUCACGCCCUCCACCUGCGAGUACAAGGUGGGCAACUGGUGCGCGACCAACAUCCCCAGCUGGACCAACAAGUCGACCUGCACGACGGCCAAGAAUGCCUGCAGCGCCCAGGUGCUCACCUGCGCUGCCAAGGCCGGCGGGCUCCUCGGCCUCAACGCCCUCCAGUGCAUCAACUACACCGCGUGGUGCACUCAGAUGAACACCCACUGCAACAGCAAGUGCUCUACCGCCGCUUCUGCCUCGUGCGGCAAGGAGCAGUUCUACGCUGCUAGCCCCCAAGGGUUACGUGCCCCCUACGACCAAGACCACGACUUACACUUGCCCCGCUGCCGCCGCCAGGUCUUACCAGACCCCUCCUCCUAG
Parascedosporium putredinis is the source of this 690-nucleotide messenger RNA. The record is from the annotation of a GenBank genome assembly. NCBI's taxonomy places the organism in Eukaryota, Fungi, Ascomycota, Sordariomycetes, Microascales, Microascaceae.